Messenger RNA from Eruca vesicaria subsp. sativa (arugula), 741 nucleotides. NCBI's taxonomy places the organism in Eukaryota, Viridiplantae, Streptophyta, Magnoliopsida, Brassicales, Brassicaceae. The record is from the annotation of a GenBank genome assembly.
GAUCCCAAUUUUUUCGAAUCACAAGUCUCUCUAUCUUUUUCGCCCAUUAUCCAAAAAUCGAUUUUCGUAUUUUCACCAAGAAAAAGGAGGAGAAAGAUGGUAGUGCGUCUCCGAUUAUCGAGGCUAGGAUGCAAAAAUAGACCAUUUUUCAGGGUGAUGGCAGCUGAUAGCAGAUCUCCCAGAGACGGGAAACACAUCGAGGUCUUGGGUUACUUCAAUCCUCUCCCAGGGCAGGACGGGGGUAAGAGAAUGGGUCUCAAGUUUGACCGUAUCAAGUACUGGUUAUCUGUUGGUGCUCAGGCAUCAGACCCGGUUCAACGUCUCCUAUUCAGAUCCGGUUUACUUCCCCCUCCUCCAAUGGUGGCUAUGGGACGUAAAGGUGGAGAGAGAGACACUCGCCCUGUUGAUCCAAUGACAGGUCGCUAUGUGGAUGCAGAGAAAACACCAGCGAUUAGCGAGAACAAGCCUAAGGAAGAAGACAAUGCAGAAGACAAAAGUCCAUGAUUCAUUAGACUAAGGAAGAAGACAAGAGUCAAUGAAUUAAUCGCGUUAGCCUUUUCUCGCUGUAGCUUAUCUAAGUUCAGUUUGUUACUUCUUUGAGAUGCACAUUCCUUCCUAAUCUUGGCUUAUCUCAUUGGCAAAAUUCCCUAUUGUCUGGGCAUAAACGGCAAGGUGUUUAGCAACCUCUUGGGAUUCCGGCAGGCAUUUUGUAUUGGAAUUUAAUAAGGACUAGAUUUUGAC